Messenger RNA from Polypterus senegalus (gray bichir), 512 nucleotides. RefSeq names its product zona pellucida sperm-binding protein 3-like. Gene Ontology annotation, molecular function: acrosin binding. Gene Ontology annotation, biological process: egg coat formation; positive regulation of acrosome reaction; binding of sperm to zona pellucida. The transcript is spliced from 3 exons. The record is from RefSeq and is a predicted model, not a curated record. NCBI's taxonomy places the organism in Eukaryota, Metazoa, Chordata, Cladistia, Polypteriformes, Polypteridae. The annotation marks the transcript as partial. Gene Ontology annotation, cellular component: extracellular matrix.
CUUCCUGCUAGGCAGCACAAUGUCAGCAGUAAUGCACUGAAUCCCACUUGGGUCCCAUAUACCUCCACCAUAUCUGCUCAGGAUAUUCUAGGAUUCUCUCUCAUCAUAAUGAACAGUAAGGCAUUCAUGUUGCAUCUAACCAACUCCAAUUCCCAGUUCAUAACUCCCAGAGUUGCUCCAUCUACCCUCCAGUUUGUACUUGAUGCUUUUAGGUUCUAUGGUGUAGCUACAAGCUCCAUCUUCAUUACCUGUUGUCUGAAGGUGACUUUAGCUUCCCAGAAUAUAGAUUCCUUGAAUAAGGCUUGCUCCUAUGUAACUGGACAGAGCCAGUAAGUUUCUGCUGGAUUAACUAAUUUAGAACCAUAGCCUGUAAGGUUCUCGCAGACCUGCUUUCCUAAAGGUGGACAUCUGUAGAUGGCAGUGACCAGGUAUGUAGUUGCUGUGAUACCAGUUGCACUAGUGGCUUCCGCAGAAGGCAAUGGAACAUCGCCAAAUCAAGGCAGAGGAGGAGU